CCCGCCCAGCCUCCGCCGCGCAGGGGCUCCGGGCCGGGCCUCUCCGUCUCCCUCCCACCUCAGUCCCUCACUCCCCUCCCCAAGAAGUGCUAUUUUUAGCCAGUCCUCGGCGCGCGCCGCCCCCCGCUCGGCUCGCCGCCGCCCGCGGCCGCCCUCCGAGCUCCCCCCUCCGCGCGGCGGCGGCGGCGGCGCGUCCCGCACCUCGCUCAGCGCGCACCUCGCCCGCCCCGCCGCGCCCGCCGCGCUCUCCCGCUCCCGCGCCCGGCGCGCCCGGUAUCUCGGUGCCAGGCCCUCCUGUUCCUUCACUGCUGGCUGAAGGAAGGCCGUGAGUCUGCAGCCGAGCCCACCAGUCCUUGCAGUUCCCGUCAUGAGCUCGCCAGUACAGCCAGAUGGGGUGGCUGGACGAGAGCAGCUCUUGGCUCAGCAGAGAAUGCACAGCAUGAUCAGCUCAGUGGAUGUGAAGUCAGAGGUUCCUGUGGGGCUGGAGCCCAUCUCGCCCUUGGACCUGAGGACGGACCUCAGGAUGAUGAUGCCUGUGGUGGACCCCGUGGUGCGGGAGAAGCAGCUGCAGCAGGAGCUGCUGCUCAUCCAGCAGCAGCAGCAGAUCCAGAAGCAGCUCCUGAUCGCCGAGUUUCAGAAGCAGCAUGAGAACCUGACGCGGCAACACCAGGCUCAGCUUCAGGAGCACAUCAAGUUGCAACAGGAACUCCUAGCCAUAAAACAACAGCAAGAACUCCUAGAAAAAGAGCAGAAACUGGAGCAGCAGAGACAAGAACAGGAAGUAGAGAGGCGUCGCAGAGAUCAGCAACUUCCUCCUCUCAGAGGCAAAGACAGAGGACGAGAAAGGGCAGUGGCGAGCACAGAAGUGAAACAGAAGCUUCAAGAAUUCCUGUUGAGUAAAUCAGCAACAAAAGACACUCCAGCUAAUGGCAAAAAUCAUUCCGUGAGCCGCCAUCCCAAGCUCUGGUACACGGCUGCUCACCACACCUCAUUGGAUCAAAGCUCUCCACCCCUUAGCGGGACGUCUCCAUCCUACAAAUACACGUUACCAGGGGCGCAGGGAAGCAAGGACGAUUUCCCCCUUCGCAAAACUGCCUCUGAGCCCAACUUGAAGGUGCGGUCCAGGUUAAAACAGAAAGUGGCAGAGAGGAGAAGCAGCCCCUUACUCAGGCGGAAGGAUGGAAAUGUUGUCACUUCAUUCAAGAAGCGAAUGUUUGAGGUGACAGAAUCUUCCGUCAGUAGCAGCUCUCCCGGAUCCGGUCCCAGUUCACCAAACAAUGGGCCAACUGGAACUGUUACUGAAAAUGAGACGUCGGCUCUGCCACCGACUACUCACGCUGAGCAAAUUGUUUCACAGCAGCGCAUCUUAAUUCAUGAAGAUUCCAUGAACCUGCUAAGUCUUUAUACCUCUCCUUCUCUGCCCAACAUCACCCUGGGGCUUCCGGCAGUGUCGUCCCAGCUCAAUGCUUCAAAUUCACUCAAAGAGAAACAGAAGUGUGAGACCCAGACGCUCAGGCAAGGCAUGGCGCUGCCGGGACAGUAUGGGGGCAGCCUGGCGGCAGCAUCCAACCAUCCCCACACUGCAUUGGAGGGAAAACCAAACAGCAGCCACCAAGCUCUCCUGCAGCAUUUGUUACUGAAAGAACAAAUGCGACAGCAAAAGCUCCUUGUGACCGGUGGCGUUGCCUUACACCCUCAGUCUCCCCUGGCCACAAAAGAGAGAAUCUCACCUGGCAUCAGAGGUUCCCACAAGCUGCCCCGACACAGACCCCUGAACCGAACCCAGUCAGCUCCUUUGCCGCAGAGCACGUUGGCCCAGCUGGUCAUUCAGCAGCAACACCAGCAGUUCCUGGAGAAGCAGAAGCAGUAUCAGCAGCAGAUCCACAUGAACAAACUGCUUUCGAAAUCUAUUGAACAACUGAAGGCACCAGGUGGCAGUCACCUUGAAGAAGCCGAGGAAGAGCUUCAGGGGGACCAGGCGAUGCAGGAAGACAGAGCACCCUCUAGUGGCAACAGCACUAGGAGCGACAGCAGUGCUUGUGUGGAUGACACACUGGGACAAGUUGGGGCUGUGAAGGUCAAGGAGGAACCAGUGGACAGUGAUGAAGAUGCUCAGAUCCAGGAAAUGGAAUCUGGGGAGCAGGCUGCUUUUAUGCAACAGCCCUUCCUGGAGGCCCAGCACACACGUGCACUCUCGAUGCGCCAAGCUCAGCUGGCUGUGGUUGGCAUGGAUGGAUUAGAGAAACAUCGUCUGGUCUCCAGGGCACAUUCCUCCCCAGCCGCCUCCAAUGUGCCUCACCCAGCAACGGACCGCCCUCUCCGGCCUGGCUCUGCAACUGGAAUUGCCUAUGACCCCCUGAUGCUGAAACACCAGUGCGUUUGUGGCAAUUCAACCACCCACCCUGAGCACGCUGGACGAAUCCAGAGCAUCUGGUCACGGCUGCAGGAAACUGGGCUGCUUAACAAAUGUGAGCGCAUUCAAGGUCGGAAAGCCAGCUUGGAGGAAAUACAGCUUGUGCAUUCGGAGCACCACUCGCUGUUGUACGGCACCAACCCCCUGGACGGCCAGAAGCUGGACCCCAGGAUCCUGCUAGGUGACGACUCUCAGAAGUUUUUUUCUUCCUUACCUUGCGGUGGUCUUGGAGUGGACAGUGACACCGUUUGGAAUGAACUUCACUCGUCCGGCGCGGCGCGCAUGGCUGUUGGCUGUGUCAUGGAGCUGGCUUCUAAAGUGGCCUCAGGAGAGCUGAAGAAUGGCUUUGCUGUUGUGAGGCCCCCAGGCCAUCAUGCUGAAGAAUCCACGGCCAUGGGAUUCUGCUUUUUUAAUUCAGUUGCAAUUACCGCCAAAUACUUGAGAGACCAACUCAAUAUAAACAAGAUAUUGAUUGUAGAUCUGGAUGUGCACCAUGGAAACGGGACCCAGCAAGCCUUUUAUGCUGACCCCAGCAUCCUGUACAUCUCACUCCAUCGCUAUGAUGAAGGCAACUUCUUUCCUGGCAGCGGAGCCCCAGAUGAGGUUGGAACUGGCCUUGGAGAAGGGUACACUAUAAACAUUGCCUGGACAGGUGGUCUGGAUCCCCCCAUGGGAGAUGUUGAGUACCUCGAAGCAUUCAGGACUGUUGUGAUGCCGGCGGCCAAAGAGUUCCAUCCAGACCUGGUCCUCGUUUCUGCAGGAUUCGACGCAUUAGAAGGCCAUACUCCUCCUCUGGGUGGCUACAAAGUAACGGCAAAAUGCUUUGGCCAUUUGACGAAACAGUUGAUGACACUGGCUGACGGACGCAUAGUGUUGGCUCUGGAAGGAGGACAUGACCUCACGGCAAUCUGUGAUGCAUCAGAAGCCUGUGUCAACGCCCUUCUAGGAAACGAGCUGGGGCCCCUUGCCGAAGAUGUGCUUCAUCAAACACCGAACAUGAAUGCUGUUGUUUCUUUACAGAAGAUCAUUGAAAUUCAAAGCAAGUACUGGAAGUCUGUAAGGAUGUCGGCCGUGCCAAGGGGCUGUACUCUGGCUGGCGCUCAGCUGCAAGAGGAGACAGACACGGUUUCGGCCUUGGCCUCCUUGACGGUGGAUGUGGAACAGCCCUUUGCUCAGGAAGAAAGCAGAGCUGCUGGUGAGCCCAUGGAACAGGAACCAGCCUUGUGAAGUGCCAAGUCUUCCCCCACCCCAACUCCCAUAUUUCCUGUGUGUGACAUCACUUGCCCCCACCCCAUCCCUGCACCCUCAGACAAGUCUGCUCUGCUGCCUGGGUGGCACCGAUUCCAUGCAACAUAAACACCGGGCACAAAAUCUUGAACAGCAGCUUCACUUGUUCUCUGGAUGGACUUGAAAGGACGUUAAAGAUUCUUUAAACGUAACCGCUGUGAUUCUAAAGUUACAGUAAACCACGAUGGGAAGAAACUGCUUCCAGCGUGCGUUCAUUAGUCGGAGUGACCCUCUCCCAAACACAGAGCAGGAGCUGGAAACAGCCAGUGCAGCACUUAGCUGUCGUUCCGUUCAGAAGCUGUGACAGCCAGGGAGAUUUUAGGGCAAAACCUGAAACUUGGUUCUUGACAUUCUGGUCAGCUUUUAUUGGGUUUGUUCUUUCUUGGUCAGUCUUUGAUUGUUUACAGGAUUUGCUUUCAACUGUGAACGGAUAGCAAUCCCACGCAGAUUGCAAUGGGCUUUUCUGGUUUUGUUUUUCUGCUUUUGUUGCAACACGGAGUUCAGCUCUUCCUGGUAAGAAAGAGUUCAAAAUGUAGGAACAAGGAUGGGGUUUUUGCAGUGGAGUUAAAACACGCUGAAUCUUCAAGGUGAAUGCCAAGGGACCCU
Molecule: messenger RNA, 4306 nt
Organism: Ochotona princeps (American pika)
Lineage: Eukaryota; Metazoa; Chordata; Mammalia; Lagomorpha; Ochotonidae
Gene: HDAC9
Product: histone deacetylase 9
Exons: 27
Coding region: 368-3640 (1090 amino acids)
Biological process (GO): negative regulation of transcription by RNA polymerase II; chromatin organization
Cellular component (GO): histone deacetylase complex
Molecular function (GO): histone deacetylase activity
Source: RefSeq, a predicted model, not a curated record